GAGGCAGACCUGGUUACAACACAUGAACUCGGUCAUAACUUUGGAGCAGAGCAUGAUCCUGAUAGCCUGCCAGAAUGUGCCCCCACCGAAGACCAGGGAGGGAAAUACGUGAUGUAUCCAAUUGCUGUCAGCGGAGAUCAUGAAAACAACAAGAUGUUCUCAAGCUGCAGCAAAAAAUCCAUCCAUAGGACCAUAGAGAUCAAGGCCCAGCAGUGCUUCAAGGAGCGCAACAACAAAGUGUGUGGGAACUCCAGGGUGGACGAAGGGGAGGAAUGCGACCCCGGCCUCUUGUAUCAACAGGCUGAUCCCUGCUGCUCUGCAGACUGUAAACUGAAAGACGGUGCCAAAUGCAGUGAUCGGAACAGUCCCUGCUGUAAAGGCUGCCAGUUUGAAAGUGCACAAAAGAAAUGCCAAGAAGCCAUAAAUGCCACUUGUAAAGGAGAGUCUUUUUGCACUGGGAACAGCAGCGAGUGCCCCCCUCCCGGGAACGCGCCGGACGACACGGUCUGCGUGGACAUGGGGAAGUGCAAAGAUGGAGAGUGCGUCCCAUUCUGCGAGAGGGAGAAGAACCUACGGUCGUGUGCGUGCAAUGAAACAGAUAACUCCUGCAAGGUGUGCUGCCGGGACGAGCAGGAUCGGUGCGUACCGUAUGUCGACGCUAACGACCAGUUCCUGUUCCUGCGCAAGGGGAAGCCUUGCACCGUGGGCUUCUGUGACACAAACGGCAAAUGCGAGAAGCAAGUACAGGAUGUGAUUGAACGAUUUUGGGAUUUCAUAGACCAACUCAGCAUCAACACUUUUGGGAAGUUUCUCGCGGAUAACAUAGUGGGCUCCGUGCUUGUCUUCUCCUUACUUUUUUGGAUUCCUCUCAGCAUCCUUGUGCACUGUGUGGACAAGAAAUUGGACAAGCAGUACGAGGAGAACACAAAGUCCCUGUUUUGCCCCAGUAACGUGGAGAUGCUCAGCAGCCUGGACUCGG
Apaloderma vittatum (bar-tailed trogon) is the source of this 979-nucleotide messenger RNA. Its product is annotated as disintegrin and metalloproteinase domain-containing protein 17-like. The transcript is spliced from 9 exons. NCBI's taxonomy places the organism in Eukaryota, Metazoa, Chordata, Aves, Trogoniformes, Trogonidae. Gene Ontology annotation, biological process: Notch signaling pathway; membrane protein ectodomain proteolysis. The record is from RefSeq and is a predicted model, not a curated record. The annotation marks the transcript as partial. Gene Ontology annotation, cellular component: plasma membrane. Gene Ontology annotation, molecular function: metalloendopeptidase activity.